AUGGAGUUAAAGCCUCUUCCACUCAUUCUAGGAAGACAAGACGCAAAUGAAGAAAGAGAGAAAAAAACUUCGGCAACAUUGUUGAGACUGUCACCAGAACAAGUUGAUAAGCUGAAGAAAAAAGCUAAUGGAAAUGAAAAUGAAAAUGAAAAUGAUAUUCUGGCAAUGAAGAAUAAAGGGUCAAGAGGUUUUAGUAGAUAUGAAGUAAUUAGUGCACAUAUAUGGAAAAGUGCAUCUAGGGCACGUGAGCUUGAAGAGAAUCAAGAGAGUGUUGUUAGAUUCAUAGUCGAAAUCAGAAAUAGAAUAAUUCCAAAUCUUCCUGAGAAUUAUUUUGGGAAUGCUUUGAUUCAAACAGCUACAAAAGGAUUGAUUGGAGAAAUCAGAUCAAAGCCUUUGGGUUAUGUAGCACAGAAGAUAAGGGAAGCAGCUGAGAUUGUAACAGAUGAAUUAAUAAGGUCACAGAUUGAUGUUAUUAGGGGAUUUCAACAUUUGGAUGAUGCAAGGGCUUUGUAUUUAGGUGAUGAAGGUAAGAAUAUUCCAUUUUUGGGGAACCCUAAUUUUCGUAUAAAUAGUUGGAUGAGUAUGCCUCUUUAUGAAGCUGAUUUUGGAUGGGGAAAGCCUGCUUACUUUGGAAUAGCUCGUUUGUAUCCACAUGAUAGGGCAUUCAUUCUUCUCACUCCUGAUGGAGAUGGAUCUAUUCUUGUGUGUUUGCAUUUUCAGAUUGCACAUUUGGAGCUUUUCAAAAAGUUCUUUUAUGAGGACAUUUGA
Molecule: messenger RNA, 768 nt
Organism: Vicia faba (fava bean)
Lineage: Eukaryota; Viridiplantae; Streptophyta; Magnoliopsida; Fabales; Fabaceae
Source: the annotation of a GenBank genome assembly